GCACCAGGGAGGGAGUUUGAUGUUGCUCAUACUCAGCAUCAUUUUAGGGAUUGCAUGUGGUGACUCCACAAAACCCUCGUCACCCAAGACCAUCAUCAGACAGAGUGAAAAGAGCUCCAGGAGUGAGGAUGAAUUUGAGAGGAACAUCAAAGUGUUGAUUGAGAACAUCAGAUCCUUGUCAAAAGAAGAACAGAGAGAAGAGGCCUCACCAAAUCUCCAUCAGAGAAUGAGCAGAAUGUCAGCACCCCUUGAGAGAAUGGCAAUUGACAGCACUAGCCUAGAUACUUACUUGACAAUAUUCAACAGUUUAUUCUCUAUAUACCAGCCCGCGCUGAUUGACAGUUUCAUUGAAACUCUUCCUCAGGCUUUAAUUUGCAUUUUGGCGGACAGACAGCCCUGUGGAUGGCAAGCAGAUUUAACCAGUACCGUUUCAUCUGCAUUGAAUGAACAAGUACUUUCUGUGAUCUCCUCUGUUAAAGCUGAAGCUUGCAUGUCAACAUCUAAUAUGCGAAUGGCAGACCCCACCAUGGCUCAAUUAAACUCUCUUCAGGAGAUGUUGACAAAUGUUUUGUCCUCAGACUUCCCACUUUAUCUGCUAUCGGACAACGUUUUAGCCUUAUGGAAUAGUUUUAUGGACAUGGCAUUUCCACCUGUGAUGUCAUUCAUGUCUGAUAUCAUGUUGAGUGCACUUCAAACUCCAAUGGAUUUUCUAAAACUUGGAUUACAGUUUGGCAUUGAGAUCCCUACCCUAGACCAGAGUGAGAUGUGUCAACAAGGUGACCUCAAGCAGCUUAUCAUGUGGGGCAUGAAUCAUAAUGUGAGCUGGUCUUUUGGACAGUCACUUCUGGAUAUGUUUUUGGCUCCUGAAACUCCUUGCAGUUUCCCAAGUCCAGAAUGUCAGGCCACAAACAGCAUCCAGUUCGGUCGUACUGGCACAUCCUUAGUGGACAUUCCCCCGUCUAUUCUCACCUGCGAACAACAAAACCUGAACCAACUCAAUGAAACCCUUUGUGCAGCAAUUUUAGGAGCAACAUCUAAGGAAUCGUAUGUCCUUUAUCAGAUGUGUCAAGCACUCAGCACACUCUCUCAAACCGAAGUGACAAAAGUAUGGAGGAACAUGUGUCACAUGGUCAAGAAUGGCAUCUUACCUCUUAUUGAGCCCUGCAGUGAUCCUGGCACCGCACAAUCAAGUCGUAGUGCACGGUCCACUCUCAGCCUCAGCGAACUCCUCUGCGACUACCAGAACUGGACUAUUGAUGGUGCUACAGACCCAGCUUUGGUCUCAAUGUGCAGUGAAAAUGAUCGUGCGGCGUUCAUCCUUGCUGUGUGUAACAACGCUGAAGUUAUGCAAGUGUUGGUCAGAAAUCCUAAUAAUGCUUGGGUUUGGGAAUUCUGUGCAAACACAUCAGACUCAUACAUAGUGAACCUGUAUUGCUCAUAUAACAUAUGGACUGCUGAAACCAUCGACCCAUCAAUAGUGACGUUCUGCUGGUAUAAUGACAUGGAGAGAUUUCAGUUUUUUUUGUGUGACAGUAUGGCCUUCUUUAUGGUUGUGUUCUCCAGUGAUGAAAACAACUGGCUGAAGCCCAAUUGCUCUGAACCUCCUCCACAAAUUGACAUUAACACCCUUGUGGAUGAGUCUUGCAAAUACUCUGAAUGGAAGAACGUGCGAGCAAUCAGCCCUGAACAAAUCUCUAUAUGUAUCCAAAAUGAUGAGGUUCGGUUCAUUAAUGAGGUGUGUGUUGACCACAAGUUCGUCACUCUACUUGUGCAGAACAGCGCAAAUGCUUGGGUAGAGCAAUAUUGCUACUACUCUAUCAGGAAUCCGCCUACUAGCCCACCGCUGCUGAGCAUUGAAGUUUGGUGUAACUAUAGCAAAUGGACUAACAUGUCUGUGGAUCCGUCUGUGGUCGCUCUAUGCUGGCAGUACGACCAGAUUGGCUUCCGUCAGAACGUCUGCUGCAACAUACCCUUGUAUGACAAAUUGUCCCUUCAUGCUGACAACCAGUGGCUGAUUAGAGAGUGCUCUAAUAAUGACACCACAAGUGUGUUGGAGCAGGUUUGCGUCUAUUCAGAUUGGAGCCAGCCUACUAUUGUAGACAUGACUGACAUUGCUCUCUGUGCAGAUCUUGACACUGAGAACUUCACUCGGAAUGUAUGUGCCAAUGUUACAGUUUUCCAGAAUUUGCUGGCCAAUUUAGACAACACCUGGUUAUUGGAGCAAUGCUCAAACCUGACUGCUCUUGGCCGACCAGCUGAGCAGUGUCAGUACUCCAGUUGGGCUUUGGUGCUCCCGGACGCUGCUCUCCUCACUCUUUGCUGGGACUAUGACCAGGCCAACUUUAUCUCCUUCGUCUGUGCUGACUCUUCCAUGCUGACCCACAUCACUCAGGAGGCCUCCAGCCUCUGGGUUGGCACUCUCUGUGCCACAUACACAGCUCCCCAAACCACCACCGUCAGUGGGAGCAAUGAAACAACUCCCCAGCCAUGUUUAACUAUGGAGUUAGCUAAAAGGCUAAACUGGACAUGCAGCACAGACUUCAGCGCUGCCUGCCAACCAGGUGCCAGUCAAGUCCAGGGUCUUCGGGUGCUGUUGCGCUGUGGGAUAAAGAUCCUCCAACCUCGCUUGGAGAAUCUCAUGACUACACAGGUGGCAUCGGUGGUCAAGCAGGCCACCAGCCUGUGGGUUGUCCUGCUGUUGGCUCUAGAAGAAAGCCAAAUGACCUCUCUAAGGAUGACAGAGAAUAUUCGGCUUAGUGUGUUGGACUCAGUUGUCGCCUACAUGGACAAUGAAACCAACUUUGACAACAAGCGUGUGCUUUUGCAGUGCUUUGGGAAAGUUCUGACCAGUCUGAUGCAAACAGGAAGAAAUGUGCCCACUAACUUUUUCUUGAUCAAGGAGUAUUUCCGUAUUCCUCUAUCUCAUCUGAGAUCAGUGCUCAGUGCAGCAGACAGCAUAAUCGUGAGGGAGAUUCUGCUGUACUAUAACAGGAACUAUGCCACUUUGCAGCUAACAGAUGAUUACCUGCACACCAUGGUGUCUGUGCUCUUCCAAAUACACCUGCCCAAGGAUAUUAGCCUGUUUUCUGACAUGGGUCUUUUGUUGGCUCUAGCUACACCUUCAGACAUCUUGUCAAUGCCGCUACAAAAUAAUAUCAAUGCGUUAAGCAUAAUUAACGUCAGCAUCAAAAACCUUUCCCUGGAGCAGCAGCAAGCAUUUGGUCGAUGGUGUAGUCAGUCCAUGAGCUUGCCUAACAUGACAGCCGGCAAUUUAUCCGUUAUCAGAGACAUUGGUAACCUGAUCGCCUAUCUGCCCUUCCAGAGCUUCCAGUACCUCUCACCUGCUCAGCUGCUGAAUGGUUUGGAUGUCCUGAUGAGUAAUACGUUGAGUCCACUUAAGCAGCAGUUCAUUGCUCAGAGUCUUAUUGGUACCUUCCGGAAUCUCACUGUUGAUGAGUUCAGGAGGUUAGGUAAUCUGUCCUGUCUGGCUCACCCCAGCCAGCUGAUGGCAUAUGCAGGAACGGAAGCCUUCUCUGUGAUCCAGGACAACAUUAGGACAUGUGCAAUUCAGGGUUUUAGUGUUCCUAGCAAUAUGAUAUCCAGCUUGGUCUUGAAAUCGUCUGACCUGCAGUCUCCCUCCAGUCUCACUCCUCAGAGAGUCUCUGAGCUUGGCCCUUUUCUGCCCCUGCUGGGAUCCAGUGUCCUGCAGCAGCUGACCUCAGCCCAGCUCUUGCCUGCUCUCAGCACCCUCGCCUCUGUGCCUUUCACCCCUGCACAGGCACGUGUUAUCAUCGACAAGAUCUCAGCCAAUUUUAGUUUGGCUCUACCUGGCUCUGAGCAUUUGUCUAUGCUGGGAUCUCUUGUGAGUGGAGUAAAGAUGGAGACUCUAUGGACUUUACCAACUGAUGUUCUGCUAGAAGCGUUACCUGCUAUGAGCCUUCAGACACCUGGGCUCACCCCUCCACAGGUCAGCACUAUCAUCUCCAAACUCUGGGGUUCUAGUUCUGUGUCCCAGUGGAUGGAUAAAGUCAAACCUUUGCUCUCUAGCACUCCACUCCUCAGUGUGAUUCCCCAAGUCCCUCUGCUGCUGAUCAGAGACACUGCUGUACACACUCGCCUCUGGAACACACAGCAGGCUAAAGUUCUCUUUAAAGAGGCUGUCGUCUCUCACCCAAGCCUCUCACUACAAGAAUUUCUAUCUCUGGGGACUCUGGCUACGGGAGUGAGUUGCACAGACCUUAGAAGAUUGUUCCAGAAACUGGCAUCUCUAUCUCCUCUACGUGACAUUAUGACAUUUCUGAGAGAGCAGCCUGUGCCACUCCACCCGUCACUGAAAAAGUGUGUAUUUGAGGAACUGUAUAGGUUUGACUUCUUCUCAGAGUUACUUGGAGAUUUGGGUUCUCAGAUUGCUCUGUCACUUCCGCUGAGCACCAUUAAGAAAUUUCCACCAGAUAAGAUGCAUUCCCUGAAGAAAAUUAUAAUACAGGACCCAUAUUACUUCCUACUGCUUCCCAGCACCAAACAAGCUGUCCUGGUGGACAAGAUGGUUCAAAGACUGGAUAUGUACACUGGCCUGUACACUGAAGAGGAGUUUCGUUCGCUAGGCGUCAUGGCUACAUUUGUGACAGAUGAAAUGUUUUUUAAAUUGGAUAGGAGCUUUUUUGUUGAUAGUCUGGAGUUCCUACAAGGAUUCUGCUACAAUGCCAAUAAAAGAGACCAGGUGGCAAAGAUGCUAGAGGAACAGUGGACAUUUGGCCCUGUAAAAAAAUGGACAUCAGAGACUCUGAACCAAGUGGACCGCUUCUUGUUUUUUCUUCCGAAGGACACUAUUCAGCUCAUCCCCUUAGGUUUGAUGAGCUUAGAGCGCAUUGAGAGGCUGUUCCUGAGUCAGCAGGAGUGGGAGAGAGGAGAGUUUGGCUCUCUGUGUCAGAAACCCUCAGAGCUGUUUGAAAAGCAGCAGUUUGUGCUUCAAUUCUUCCUCGGCUUCCUCAGAAUUGGACGUGCCCCUUAUACUGGACUGAUCCCCUCUUGUGAGAGCCUGCAUGGGACACAACCUGCUGCCUGGACUAUUGACAGCCUUAGAAACAUGCCACAAGCUGCAUUUCGGAGGUGCUUGGAGCUCAUUGGCCAGGAUCCGUUUUUCAGGGCAUACGAGCUGUUAACGCUCCUUACAAAGACCAAAGAGGUGUAUGGGAUGCCUUCCUCUUUUAACUCUUCUGUGAUCUCUCAGUUGGGUCGCAUUGCCACUCAACUCACACUUGAAGAAUUGGCCUCUCUUAGACUCUCUGAAAUUCAGUCAAUUUCAGCUAUGGGGGCUCUCAACACAUGGACCAGCAGACAGCUGAAAUUACUAUUCUCCACCGUUCUGAACUCAACCAGAAAGACGCCUAGCCAGUUAGACUCCAGCACUUUUGUGGCAUUGGGGCACAUUGUGUGUGGCAUUGAUGCACCAAUCAUGCGCAACCUGAAUCCAGUGGAGUUCAGUAAAGCAGUUUUGUGGCUUGGCCGUUUGAAUUUGUCUUGCUCUGAGGAGCAGCUGCAGGCAUUGACAGGGCUGCUCAGUCAUAGCUUGGCAUUUGGACAGGUCAGCUUCUGGGGAUCAGAGGUCUUCAUUGAGAUCGGAGCGAUUGCAGCGGGACUACCUGACAUAGCCAUGUCUGCUUUGGUGAGGGAACAAAUUGAAGGAAUCACACCACUUGCCAUCUCUCUCAUCCCAGCGGGCAAAUUUGCAGUAGUGUUUAACCAGGCACAGAUUCGUAUGUUCACCUAUGAUCAGGCCGUUGCUGUGACUGAGGCCCAGCGCUCCGCUCUGUCUACAGUACAGCAGACGGCCCUGUCCAUGGUGCUCAACCCCUGGGAGGACAAACCUGUUGAUUUCAGAGGCAUGUCACUGGGAGUUGCAAUGCACCCCAGUCCUUUUUUCUACCUCUCCAGCGUCCUGAUAAUGCUGCUGUUUUCUCUGGGAUGAGUUAGGUCUGUUGCUGCUCAAUUGCUGCUAUACUGAAUCGAACUUUUCUUUCCAAAUAUGUGCAAUGUGAUGUAACUGUAUUACUUUAUUUAUAAGACUUAUGAGAAAUACAAGAACAAUAACUAUUUCUAUAAUAACUAUAAAUAUUUC
Sinocyclocheilus grahami is the source of this 6118-nucleotide messenger RNA. It is a transcript of the gene strc1, whose product is annotated as stereocilin 1. The transcript is spliced from 28 exons. The coding region runs from base 20 to 5968 and encodes 1982 amino acids. Gene Ontology annotation, cellular component: cell surface. The record is from RefSeq and is a predicted model, not a curated record. Gene Ontology annotation, biological process: cell-matrix adhesion. Lineage: Eukaryota; Metazoa; Chordata; Actinopteri; Cypriniformes; Cyprinidae.